Messenger RNA from Sitophilus oryzae (rice weevil), 994 nucleotides. RefSeq names its product dynein heavy chain 6, axonemal-like. Bases 179 to 889 code for a protein of 236 amino acids. Gene Ontology annotation, cellular component: dynein complex. The record is from RefSeq and is a predicted model, not a curated record. Lineage: Eukaryota; Metazoa; Arthropoda; Insecta; Coleoptera; Curculionidae. The transcript has 5 exons. Gene Ontology annotation, biological process: microtubule-based movement. Gene Ontology annotation, molecular function: dynein intermediate chain binding; minus-end-directed microtubule motor activity; dynein light intermediate chain binding.
CAUAAAAUGGCUACCUUUUGUAAAAUCAUGGAUUAAUAGCAUAAGUAAUCAAUUACUUAUUGAUGAAUAUAAAAGUUUUUUGCUUAGUUUAUUUGAACUCUACGUACAAAAUGGAUUUGAUUUUGUUAAGAAAAAUUGCAUUUAUACAAUACAUCAGGUAGAUGUGUCCAAAGCAAAAAUGGUUUGUUCUUUAAUUGAAAGUUUAUUUUCUAUGCCUGGUGCCAUGGAAAAAAUUGGAGAAAAACUAAAAGUAAGAAACUUUAUUUGCCAAACAUUUAUCUUCUCCUAUAUCUGGGGAUUAGGAGGCAACAUAAACGAAGAUAGUCGAGAGAAAUUCGAUGUUUACGUCCAAAGCCAAUUUGAUGACUGCGCUGAUGCUAGGUUGCCUCCUGGUCAAGAUUUAUGGUAUAAUUUCAUGGAUACUCAAACUCACAGACUUACAUCUUGGCAGAAAUUAAUGCCAGAAUAUAGUUAUGACAAAAAGGUUCCAUUUUUUGAUAUAUUAGUUCCUACUUUGGACACAGUUAGAUUUGGAUAUAUAAUGGAAAGACUUUUAUAUGUAGGUCAUCCUGUGUUAGUAACAGGAGAUACAGGUGUUGGAAAGACCGCAGUAGCAAAAAAUGUGUUUAAUGGCCUCGAAAAAAGUGGAUUGUUUGUUGCGGUGACAAUGAACUUUUCAGCUCAAACAAGUAGUGUGCGUACUCAAGAAAUCAUCGAGUUGAAACUGGAAAGAAAAAAGAAAACGUUGUUUGGAGCACCGGUCGGAAAAAAAGUGAUUAUAUUUAUAGAUGAUGUAAACAUGCCAAAACUAGAAAUUUAUGGAGCUCAGCCACCGAUUGAGCUUAUUAGAAAACGCUGUUACUGUACUUGGCACCUUGUGGCACUGUAAGCACUGUACUUGAAACUCUAUGGCUCUAAAAAGAAAUCUGGCUGUGUAUAAAAAGCUAUAGUAAAAUUUGGAAAUUAUUGUAAUUUUAUUAAAGAGAAACACAAG